Molecule: messenger RNA, 4239 nt
Organism: Endocarpon pusillum Z07020
Lineage: Eukaryota; Fungi; Ascomycota; Eurotiomycetes; Verrucariales; Verrucariaceae
Exons: 1
Coding region: 1-4239 (1412 amino acids)
Source: RefSeq, a predicted model, not a curated record
AUGCGCUGCAUUGAUACUAACGCCACUCAUGUGCAGCGUCAAAAUGUUCCACCCUCAGCGCCCGCGCAAACCGCUGCUGCUCAAGCCUUCCUUGCCAACCGACAGUCCGGCACCAAUCUCUCAGCGUCCGCUGCAGCUGCGGCUUUGAGGGCCAUGUCUCCGACCCCUACUCCCGUUGCCGAGACGCAGACCAAGCGAAUGCUCCAACGUCAGAGUUCGACUGCUUCUCGUGGAGAUGGAGCCGAGCUGCAGAGGAGAAACAGUGGCGGGUCGAUGACUGAAAGGACGUUUCGAAGUCCUUCUCCCAAUCGCCCUGCCCAAAACCCUUCUAUGGAGAAUGCGCCUCCUGUUCCACCCGUCCCCAAAAGUUACAACGACAAUCAUAAUCAUAGGAGAGCGGCAAGUGUGGAGCCGUGGAUGCGCGUCGCGUCUCCACUACCAACAAAGAAGGGAAGCCGUGUUGCUAGCUUGGAUAGAGCACCGGUCUUCGCGCAGAAGAAGCUGAAGAGCCAACACCAAACAAGCGCGACGGAUGAGAAUGAGCUUGAGAAGUCUGGCAGUCGUGCCUCAGUGAAUUUCUCCUACCCUACAGGAGCGAGGCCCAAUUCCCCUCCAGUAGGACAGCAUCUGUCUCAGUCUCAGAACCAGGCUAUAAAUGGUAUCUUACAGCAAGCAGUAGAUGACAUACAGAAUACCCUCAGGCAAACUGCUGAUGAGCCAGUCAGGAAAAGAAAGAAGAGGGUUACAAAUGGCACUACUGAGGGUAGCCAUCUGGCUAGUGGGGGCAUGGGCGGUAAAGCUUCAGGAGCUGCUGUUGCCACUUCCUCGACCAUCGCACCGAACCCCGGAAAGACAUCGACUCCUCCAGCCAAGAGGAAGAAGAAAGCUAAUAGCAGCACAACACCUGAGAUCGAUUCUCGGCGGGAAACACCGGCCUAUGGCUCUGACUCGGACUCGACUCCAGAUACGUCUAAAGGAAGGAGAGCUAUACGUGCAUCAGGACUUCUAAACAAGCAGCCGUCCGUUGUCAGAGAAGAUUGGGAAGGGGAAAGGGGGGACUCUUCACAACUAGGGCUCAGGGAGGAACAGGGUUCCAAUGCUGGUCCGAGUUCCAUUAGCAGUCCAUCCAAAGUUCGAGGUAGGAAGGAAACAGCAAUUGCAGACAAGUCGAGCACGAUCAUGGAUACAUCGGACAACACGAUACGAGAAGCCAGGCCGACUCCACACCUCAUCACAACGCUACCCACACCAACUACGAAACCGAGAGCGGAAACUCCUUCCAAUGGCCACCUAGAAGUGAGCAAAGAUUCCGAUCGUCCGACCAGGCAGACUUCAAUCAGCCCCUCUCGAUCAACUCGCUUCUCUACACAUCUUGCCUCCGAAUUUUCUGGUAGACCAACACACGAGCCACCUCCACGCUCUGUCUCACCGGCCAAGUCCGCACUAAAGCACCAUUCACCCUCUCCACAGUCGUCCUCGCCAAUCGAUGGAGCUAGGACGAGUGGAUGGAAAAGAACGAGCCAAGCAUCCAGCGAAGCCUCCGAUAACGCAUCGAUGACAUCCGCAGAUGGUUUUGGAUCUAAACCGCAAAGGAAGAAGUCUGCCCGUGUGAGCUUUGAGGCAGCUCCUGACGUGGUCGGUACUGCUGCGGAUGUCACGCCAAGUGACACACCAGUCUUUGUGAGUCCCCAGCACAAAGACUCGAGCAAGAAGGGGUGGUUUGGUAGAUCAAAGGGUGGUCAUCUAGAUGCCAUACCGGCGGAAGAUGACAUGGAGGAGGUCAUGAAGCCCCGUCCUGUACUGCCCUCAUUUGGAAGUGUACGUGGCCGCAGAGAUGGAUCCGCAGAAGGCACAGUUCCGGUCGCUGAGGUUGUGUCUCCCAGCUCAUCAGAAAGUUCUUCAAGCUCGAAUCUCGCAACCAUUGAGACAUCUAUCUCCAGUGACCAUGCGAUUGGGGCUAUCUUCGCGCGUGAGGCGUUAAAAACUGGUCAUGAUGCGAAAUCGAACUCGACUUCGUCAAACCAUGGCCCAACAACAAGAAAGACGUCAGAAAGUAUUGAUCAAGCUGGGAAGAGUGUCACCAACGGUACCGUUCAUGCUUCGUCUGAUGAAAAAAGUGGCCUGUUCUUGACCCCUUCUAUUCCUUCUAUUGCGAUUCAGCCAGCUACCCCGGGCAUUGGUGAAACUGAGGCUCAAGACGAGUGGAUUGUCGAAGUCCCCGGCGGCUUCCCGGAGGCUUUCGAGCUGGAAGGAGACGCUCCCACGACUCGACAAAGAGAUGCCGUUGCAACUGAAGAUCGAAAGAUUACCACCUCCUCGCCAGCCGAGGCAGGCAUAUCAGAACCUAAACCUCCGCAGCUUGUGGCGGCAGCAGACCCUUCAGUACCUACAGUGGGCUCAAUAUCCGAAUCGUUUCGGCAUCAAAUUGAGCCAGAAAGUGAUACCGAAAGUGGAGGUAGUAGCAUCUAUAGUGAUGCAGCUGAAGACUUAUCAGAUCUUGAAGGGGAUGGUUUUGGCUCGAUCAAUGCAAUUGUGGAAAGUCCGGUCGUUGGGUUGCCGGCAGACCACAUGGCAACGCCUCCCGAUAGUCCGCUGGCAGGCAUAGCAGGCUCUGGACCCACCGCAGCUAGCACUCGGCACGGUUCUUGGGAACGGGCCGAGGCGCAUUGGAGGAAGGUGGCAGAGAGACAACGAAACAUUGACGAGGAUGAGCAGAGAGAACAGUAUACAGUGCAACCAAAGCCAAGGAAAAGAAAGAACCCCAGGAAAACUGGCCAGGCCGUGGCUGCUACACAGCCUCUGAACAGUAGCAGCCUGGACCCAGACUCACCUCAACGCAAUCAACCACAGACAUCAGCCUUCCCUGCGACCAGUCAAGGGAGAGCUGUAUCUGGACAAGGAGAGAUGCGACGAUCGAUGCGAGGUCAACCUGGAGAUACGUCAAGUGCGCCUGGGCUAAAGACCUCUAUGCGCACCAACAGACCGCCCGAGCCACAAGCUCGAUCUGUACCACCAACCAGCCUUCCCAAGGGAGCGCUUCAGAAGAAGAGAAUUCCUGCCUCUCCAGCAACCUCUUCGCCAGUGGCCGGAAAGGAUACGAAAAGCAGCCCUGCGAUUUCCCCGAGCUCCUUGACGCCGCUCCGCCGGACCUUGUCCAAUGGAAGUGAUUCUUCAAGCAGCUUCAAAAGAUCUCGGAGAAGACCUGCAUCAUCUACGAACAGAUCCACAAUGAGGACAAGCAUGCGUAGUGGUGCUGACCGGCCUGUUUCCCCCCCGGCUCUAGCUGGUCGCGGCGUUCGAUCUUUGUCACCACAAGAUCGUCGGCCAUUUUCGCCAAUGGGUCAGGGCACAAUGAGGACGAGUAUGCGUGGAUCUGGUGAUGCUGGUGUACCCUCUUUGCGGAAGCAAGAUCAGCAGCGGCCCUCGUCCACCAUUUCUGGAUUUGGUAAACCACGAUCGAAAGUCAAAGCCACGCCAUCCAAAGCACUCACAUCCAAGCUAAAGUCACGUUUUGCAGACUCAGACGAAGAUGUAUCUGAGCCUCAAACCUUUCGAUCUCGCUUCGAGGAUUCUAGUGAUGAGGAGGCCGGAGUGACCAAGUACCGCCCCGUCCGUGGGAUUCCAACGAGACCAGACGAGGGAGACUCUACCGACCUCGAAGAUAGUUCAGACGAGGCAGAGAAAAGGAGGGCGAAAUCUAGACGGCAGGGUCCAAAAUCGCCAGACGCUGUAAAUGGUGCGAGAACGAGCAUCGCCAAGGAGCCUGACAUCUCUAGUCCUGUUGAAAGUCUAGCGCCACCUGUAAAUGGCAAGAAGAAAGGCAUAUUCGGCCGCUUCGGUGGCAAAAAGAGCAAGGAUGUGACUACAGAUGCACAACCGACAAAGGCAGAACGAGACAUGCACAGCCCUCGUCUCAGGGCGGAUCUUGACGGAGGACGCAGUCCCGAGAUGCCGGCAUCACCUGAAGGCAGGGGCAAACUGCAACGCAGACAUACCCCCCAGCGGUUAACCAGUGACUCCUGGCCUCUUCCACUCAAGGCUACUGCAGAUGAUGAUGAUCGUCCACAAACCUCUAAUGGCACUGGGACUGCGCAAGACGCCAACGGCAGGCCGGGCUGGGGUACUCGGCAAGACACGUCUGGCACGGUGAGGACGGAGGAUGGGACUCCUGUUCUUGGAAGGACAGGAAAGAAGAAGAGAUUCCCAAAGUUGAGAAAGGCAUUCGGACUGCAUGAUUGA